AGGAAACGGCGCCAUAAGCGCGCGAAAUAACGUUAAUUCUCUUGAACAGAAGGGCUUCUCUGAGCCCAGUACACCGGAAGUCCAUGAACGAUGAGGCGGGGCAAGGAAACGUCGAUUCCGGCAAGCUCGGUAGUGCCCGCCUUGUGGACCCGAUCCGCCACUAAGGAGCCGGAAGCGUCGCCUGACACUUCCCCCGUGGACUCUUCUGCGGCGGACGCCAGUUCUCAGGGCGACCCUUUCCAGGCUCCCCAGCCUCCGAGCAAGCUCCCCUCCGCCAGGGUUGGUGAACGUCCGCUGGACGCCGAUUUGGCCCCUGCUUUGCGGCCCGAGAUCAACCAGCACAGCGUCAGGAAGUGGGUUCGAAGCUUGUCCUUGGAACCGGGCAAAAUGUUCAACAUAUUCCGAUCCAUCCCUACGCAGAUGGACUACAAAGGGCAAAAAUUAGCAGAACAGAUUUUCCAAGGAAUCAUUCUCGUGUCUGCAGUAAUUGGUUUCAUUUAUGGAUACAUCACUGAACAGUUUGGCUGGACAGUUUACAUAGUAAUGGCUGGAUUUGCCUUGUCAUGCCUGCUAACUCUCCCUCCCUGGCCUAUAUAUCGUCGUAAUCCUCUGAAGUGGUUACCUGUCCAGGAAUCUGCAACGGAUGAUAAGAAGCCAGCAGACAGAAAAGUAAAAAGGCACCCUAAAAACUAAAACUAUCCUGUAUAAUUUUUGGCCAUUAAAUUUGUUUUGAAGUCGA
Eublepharis macularius is the source of this 739-nucleotide messenger RNA. It is a transcript of the gene SPCS1, whose product is annotated as signal peptidase complex subunit 1. Bases 91 to 693 code for a protein of 200 amino acids. The record is from RefSeq and is a predicted model, not a curated record. Gene Ontology annotation, cellular component: signal peptidase complex; endoplasmic reticulum membrane. Gene Ontology annotation, biological process: protein targeting to ER. Lineage: Eukaryota; Metazoa; Chordata; Lepidosauria; Squamata; Eublepharidae. The transcript is spliced from 4 exons.